AUGAAGUUGCAGGGUCUGUUCUUGGUGGUGGUGGUGGUUAUAUUCUUCCUUUCUUAUACGGUGCUGGUCAAGGGGCAACAUCAACCUCGCAAGGAUUGCCAAACUAAAUGUGGUAACGUCACAAUAGAGUAUCCUUUUGGCAUUUCUUCAGGUUGUCACUAUCCGGGAAAUGAAAGUUUCAGUAUCAUCUGUAAGGAAGAUAAGCCACAUGUCUUACGUGACAUUGAAGUGAAAAACUUUAAUCACAGCGGCCAGCUACGGGUUCUGCUUAACCGAUCCUCUGUUUGCCACAGCGACAAGCAAGGAAACGAAACAGAGUUCGGUUACAGCAAUCUUACACUGGAUAACUUAUCUCUCUCCGCCAACAAUAAGUUUACUGUAGUAGGCUGUAAUGUUUUAGGACUUGUGGGCACUUUUGAUAUCAUAAAGCAAAACUACACAACUGGAUGCGUGUCAUUAUGCGAUCAACCACCGUUGGAAAAUGGAAAUUGUGAAGGUGUAGGUUGCUGCAGAACACAAGUCUCUUUCCCCUCGGAUAGGAAUACAUUUCUAUUUGGCUCAGCUCACGUACCGGGCCUGCCUUCCGUGUAUAACUUCAAUCCUUGCGCCUACUCUUUUCUCGUUGAAGAUGGUAUGUUUGACUUCAGUUCUUCAGAAGAUCUUAAGAAUCUGCGGAAUGUCACGCAGUUCCCUGUGUCACUAGAUUGGUCUAUUGGAAACCAGACAUGUGAGCAAGCUGGAAGUACAAGAAUAUGUGGUGGGAACAGCACUUGUUUUGAUUCUACUCGUGGGAAGGGCUAUAACUGCAAAUGCAACAAAGGUUUUGAUGGGAAUCCAUACCUUUCAGACGGCUGCCAAGACAUUGAUGAGUGUACUAGUACUAUCCAUACACAUAACUGUUCGGGUUCCAGCACUUGUCAAAACAAAGUGGGACACUUCCUUUGUGUUUGCCCAUCUGGUUACGAUUUAAAUGCCACUUCCAAUGGCUGCGUGAUUAAAGAGAAGCCUGUGUACUUUGGAUGGACUCAAAUUUUUCUUGGAACCACCAUUGGAUUCUUGCUCGUCCUUCUUGGCGUUAGUUUUAUAAAACACAGGCUGAGGCGCCGGAAAUACACCGAGCUGCGACAACAAUUUUUCGAGAAAAAUGGUGGUGUCAUGUUGAGAGAGCGACUCUCACGCGCAGGGUCAUCAAAUGUUGAUGUCAAAAUUUUUACUGAGGAGUGCAUGAAGACAUCAACAAAUGGUUAUGACAAAAGCAGAAUCUUGGGUGAGGGAGGCCAAGGGACAGUCUACAAAGGGACAUUGCCGGACAACUCUAUUGUUGCUAUAAAGAAAGCUCGGCUCGGAGACAAUAGCCAAGUAGAACAAUUCAUUCGCGAAGUGCUCAUGCUUUCACAAAUCAACCACAGGAACGUGGUCAAGAUCUUGGGAUGUUGUCUAGAGACUGAAGUUCCCUUGUUGGUCUAUGAGUUCAUUACCAAUGGCACCCUUUUCGAUCAUUUGCACGGUUCUAUGUUUGAUUCUUCUCUUACAUGGGAACACCGUCUAAGGAUAGCAAUAGAAGUUGCUGGAACUCUAGCAUAUCUUCACUCCUCUGCUUCUAUUCCAAUAAUCCACAGGGAUGUCAAGACUGCUAAUAUUCUCUUAAAUGAAAACUUAACUGCAAAAGUAGCAGACUUUGGUGCUUCAAGGCUGAUACCAAUGGAUAAAGAGCAGCUCACAACUAUGGUGCAAGGCACUCUAGGUUACUUAGACCCAGAAUACUACACCACAGGGUUGCUGAACGAAAAAAGCGAUGUUUAUAGCUUUGGGGUAGUCCUCAUGGAACUGCUCUCAGGGCAAAAGGCACUGUGCUUUGAACGGCUAGAGACCUCGAAACAUAUAGUGAGUUACUUUGUUGCUGCCAUGAAAGAGGAUAGGUUGCAUGAGAUUAUUGAUAGCCAAGUGAUGAAUGAGUAUAAUCAGAGGGAGAUCCAUGAAGCUGCAAGAAUUGCUCUUGAGUGUACAAGACUGGUGGGAGAGGAAAGGCCAAGGAUGAAAGAAGUAGCCGCAGAGUUAGAGGCAUUGACAGUCAAAACAACCAAACAUAAGUGGUUGAAUCAGUAUAGUGAGGAUAAUGAACAGUUGCUUAGUGGUCACAUAUUGUCUGCACAAGGCGAUAUCAGUAGCCGUGGUUAUGACAGCAUCAUGAAUGUAGCACGUUUUGAUAUUGAAGCUGGCCGCUGAUAA
This is a messenger RNA of Capsella rubella, 2229 nucleotides long. Its product is annotated as wall-associated receptor kinase 1. Gene Ontology annotation, molecular function: polysaccharide binding; ATP binding; protein serine/threonine kinase activity. NCBI's taxonomy places the organism in Eukaryota, Viridiplantae, Streptophyta, Magnoliopsida, Brassicales, Brassicaceae. The record is from RefSeq and is a predicted model, not a curated record. The transcript has 3 exons. Bases 1 to 2226 code for a protein of 741 amino acids. Gene Ontology annotation, biological process: protein phosphorylation; cell surface receptor signaling pathway. Gene Ontology annotation, cellular component: plasma membrane.